This is a messenger RNA of Adineta ricciae, 3852 nucleotides long. Lineage: Eukaryota; Metazoa; Rotifera; Eurotatoria; Adinetida; Adinetidae. The record is from the annotation of a GenBank genome assembly.
AUGACAUCGCAAUUAGAGAAGAUGCCGAAGUCGAUUCCGAGACUCGAGCAGAUUCCACAAGUUGGACUGGCAGAUCAGACAUCGAAAAUUACACAAAUAAAACAAGAUCUAAUGGCAGAUUCACCAAAUUCGAAACGACAGCGUAUCGUCUCCACGGAAGAUGAGCGUACAGCUUCACAACUAAUACAUUGUCUUGAAGAGCAGGACGAGUUAUAUGAAUUGCAUACGCAUCUGUUAGGUAUGGGCAAUGCUUCCUUCUGGAUCCACAGCAUCUUAACAGAUCAAGCCAAACUACCUCCCCAAACUGACUUUUUAAGUAACGACCGAAUAAGAAAACAUUUGGGACCAUUAGUGUGGAAUAAGCAAGUACACAAAUUUAUUGAUCAAUCGGAAACAAAACAAUUCUUUGACGAACUCUGCACUGGAGAAAAGUUAAAUGAUGUCUUCAGUUCAUACCGCUAUAAAAUGUUUAAACAUUUGCAAUCCGAAGAUUUCUUCAAAAAUCUAAAGCGUCACGACCUGACGUUUAAAGACCAUUUUUCCUAUGAUAUAAUUUUUUCAAUAGAAAAGCUCUGUUAUGCGCUCGAAUUAAGUCCAACACAAUCAAAAGAUACAAUUCAGGCAAUGAUUGAAGAAAAAUUAGGAGUGUACACAAGAAACGAUUGGCAAGAGCGUAAAUUCUUUAAAUACUGGAUUAUAUUUAAUGCACGAGAUCAGACAUUUGAAGUGGUUUACGGUAUGAGAGCAGAAGAUCUCCGACUGCUUAUUGGUGGGGCAAAACCAAUUAAUCAAUUAACUGACCCUGCACAACGCGAUGCACGUGCACAUAUUAUAAAUGCAUUUUCAAUGAUGAAUGCAGAUGGUAGUGAGCCACGUUCAAUAGAUUUCCAUUCAUUUCGCGGUUCAUUCACGCCACAAUUUUAUCCACGACGAUUUGCUUUGAAAGAUUCAAUAUAUUCCCAAAGACUCGACUUUUUAGCGCUUCUGUUACGCAAUGCUCUUCACCGGUUCUCAACAUGUUUACCGCCAAUUAAAUAUUGCGAAUUUUCUGUUGGCUGCGGUGAUUUAAGUCGCGCAUGGGUGCUUGACGUUUUAUCUACAUUUUGCAAAAGCAAAUCCCUUGCAGGCACAUUUAAAACAUUAGUGAAUAAUGGCUGUUUUCCUUGGCUUAAAACAUAUUGUGUUAAUCAAGAUAUCGACUAUCGGUUUUUGGCAGGAUUCAAUCGCACAAUAUCUAAAGUCAGUAAAGGCUAUUCCACAGAUGACGCACUUACGUUUUUAUUGGAACUUCCACACUGUGCGAUACAUCGCAUGCUCCGAGAAUUUUACAACAGCGAUAAUAGACGACCUACUACAUUGUUCACUGAACAUGUGCAGCAACUCGAACGAUUAAAGAAGAAAGCAUAUGAAGAUCGAAACUUUUUUUAUUGGGUAGUAGGAUUUGAUCUAUUUGGUGACGAAUUGGGAUAUCCUUAUUGUCCUUUUGUCGCAUAUGAGUUUUUAGAUUUUUUUCAAGAGGCGAGGAAACAUAAUGCUAACUUCGGUGUACGUAUUCAUUGCGCUGAAAACGUACCAUUUAUUCGUCCAGAGUUACCUGGAUACCGUCUCUUUGUUGCACAUAUGUAUAUCGUCUAUCGCUGUCUCGAUUUUCUGAAACAAAAGUUAGGGCAUAGUAUUCGAGUAGGUCACGGUAUCGCUUUUGAUAUACUACUUUCUAUUAAGAACUAUACAUAUCGAAAAUCUAGUGUACUCGUAGCGCAAAUGCAAAAUGCUCGAAGAUUGCUAUCAUCGAUUCCAUUUGAAGUAAACAUAACUAGUAACUUUUAUCUUCUCGGCGAUGCUAUUAGAAAUACGACAAAUUCGAAGCCCCUCCACGUCUUGAAACAAUUCGAUAUUCCAAUCGUUUUAUCAACAGACGACGAUGGAAUAUGGCCCAUUGAUCGGUGUCCUCUUGGACACCAAGGUCAUCAUUCCCUAGCUGCUGAGUAUUGUCGUGCCAUUACAACUAGUUUUAUUACUGAAGAAAACCAAUUAAAAAUCAUGACGCAGGGAGCUAAAAGGUUCUGCUUUAAAGACAAAAAAGAAUUGGCUCAAUCUGUAGCUAAAUAUUCUCAAAAUAACGAAAAUAAGUCUUUUCCUACAGAGGUCGUCUUACAUCCCGAUGUUUUCCGUACACUUCUUCCGAGAGCACAAAAUAAAAAGGGGCAAAUUUUAUCUAAUUGCAAAUGUAUCAAAUAUUACGAGAAUAUUUAUGGCACGGAAACAGUUGACAGCAACAAGUAUAAUCGGAAUGGUUGGAAAGAACACUGUGGGCUUAUUGCUCCCGUAGCUGUAGCCUGCUUCUAUCUGACGCGUUUACUACCUUUUAAGCAGUUUAAGAAAGAAUGUGACGUUUUAUUUAAGGACCGUUGUAAUGUCGAAGAAAUAUUUAAGGUGUGUGAAUAUGUGUAUUCAUACUUAAUGAGUGAUGCACCUGGUCAAGCUGUACGAAUGCAAGUGCAGGUGAAUAACAGGGAUUAUUUAUUCUUUUCUGAACACUCAAAUAAUUUUAAAGAGUCACCUGAUUUUUUUUUAAAUAUUAUAGAGAAAUUUCUCACAAGCUGCACUGAAAAGGCGGUAGUGUUCGGAUUUCUUCCAUGUAUUCAUUUGAGUAAUCCACAAAUAAGGUUAAAUGUAGAAAAUAUAGAUAAAAAACUUGAGAAUAAGAAUGUCAAAGUCUGUAUUCAUACGAACGGAAACAAAGAUACAAUUCCACCAGAUUACACGAGCGAAAGAAUAUACAUCAAUGAUAAACCUAGUAGACGCACAGAUCCAGAUGAAAAGUUAGUUGAAUGUAUGAUCUACGCUGUUUGUCCUCACAGCAGUGCCGCUACUAGUGCAUUGAUUUUCCUUGCCAAACACAUCAAUGACUCUAUUGUAUUUAGUCCGCAACAUACACUACUGCGCACAUUAAUUGUUCCUUUUCUACCAUUACGAUACGGUUAUUCGGCCGACGACGAUGAGACAAAUAUAAAAACAGCAUUUUUAGAUAAGUAUGCGCUGUCGAGCACGAAGUUGAAAAGUAAAAUUGUUGUAAAAAAGAAAAGAAUUUGUAAAGUUUUAUUUGAUUCUUCACUCAAUUUUUUAUAUUCUGAAGUUAAAUAUGCUGAACAGAUAGACAUAAAAGAUCUUGCUGAAAAAGUACAUGUAGAGGAAGAAACAUUCGUUGAAAUUCUACGAUUGUUGUGUAAAUCGAUCGAUGAGUUUGAUUUAUGGCCCAGAUCUUUUGUCAUAAUAGAGAAAACGAGUGACUAUGAAUCAUACCUAAAAAUCGUUAACGAAAACCGAAACAAAGUUCCAGUUCCCAUUAUCGAAAUCGAAAAUAAUAUGUUGCUUAUCUGCAAUAGCGCAGAUAUAUACGAAACGAGUUCACCAAAAAGAAAAUCUGCAUAUCUGUGGUCUUUAGCUGCAUGUUACAAUCCUCCACUGAAUCCAGGGAGGAGUCCAUAUGAGUAUCCGCUCAAGAAAUGGGUAGAAUCAAUUGUACGAAUUGAAAUAGAAACUCUGAAUAAAAAAUUCGGACCCCAUACUUGGGAGGAGUUUUUAUAUAAAGUUUUAAUGAGCGCUAGAAAGUACGCCUGGUUCUGGUAUACAGUCAACAGUUGGUGUGAUGUGAUUUGUUAUGCGUUUCAGAAUGUCACUGAUAAAAAGAGACUCGCUGCUUUUAAAAAGUUUUUGAAUGAAAAGAAUCGUAUUGACAAAUUCAAAACAUUAGUAAAUAAUACUGAUCGCUACAGAUUAGGAAAUCGAUGGCAGAAAGAUAUUAUAAAUAGUCAUGAGGCAAAUAAGUACUUAAGAAAACUACUUGAGUAA